GAGAAGUAACAUUUAUCAUUUUAUUAUCAAUUAGACUUGGUAAUACAUUGACCAAAAUGUCAAAAAUGUAUUUAUCAAUGAAAGGUCAACCUAACUUAGAUGGAUUAUUAUAUGGGGAGAGGGGGUAGCAGGAAACCUCCAAAAUUUUUCCUGGAUAUUGCUUCUCUCUGGUCUUUCUUUAUUAGGAUAAUCAUAGAAAUCAAUAUUAUCCAACUCAAGCUAUAUAAUCCAUCAACCACCCAGCUUUAAAGAAAUAAAUGGUCUUUUUUUUUUUUUUUUUUUUUUUUUUUUUACUUGCUAUAUGCCAAUUGUCAAUUCUGAUCAAGAACCAACCUUUAAUGGGAUCAUCCACUUCAGUCCAAUUCGUAGAGACAGCUCUUUCUCGCACUACUGGUCCUUUUGCUUUAUCCUAUACAGAUCCCAAUCAAAAAUGGCUAAUCAGGAAGCAUCUUCUUUCGCUGCUGCAAGAAUACCCUGCUUUUUCUCCUUCUUUCGGCACCUUCACUCACAACGAUGGCACAGCCGUGAACCUUUUCUAUGCAAGCGGGGAGCUUCAUAUCUCCAAUGGCAGACCACCUAUUCCCUUGAUAAUUUGGCUCCAUGAAAACUACCCUUUCAUGCCUCCAAUGGUCUUCGUCUCCCCAAAUUCCACUUACCCAAUUCAUCCCCGCCAUCCUUUCGUUGACCCUUGCGGUGCCACCGCUUCUCCUUAUCUCCAAACGUGGAUACACCCCGGCUGCAACCUCUCUAAACUUGUUCACAACCUUAUCAGACUCUUUUCCCAAGAUCAUCCCUUUUUAUCAUCUUCAUCUUCUUCCUCUGUUCGUGGUUUUUCUCAUCCCUCCCUUGCUUCAAAAAGGGAGGCUCUGGAUCAUCUUGUGGGUUCUCUUCACUAUGAUAUAGGAGCAUUGACUGCCAAAACGAUGGAAGAGAUAGAGAGGCUAUCGAAGUUUAAAGUGGAAAUGGUGAAGAGGGUUGACAGUACGAGAAGGAUAAUUGAUGGGUUAGAUCAUGAAAAGCUGAUUUUAAAAGGGAGGGUUUCAGAGCUGGUAGAAGAAGCAGAUAUGGUUUUGAACUGGUUAAAGGUUAAUGAUAGAGAAAUUUGGGUUGCUAAAAUUGGGGAUGAAAUUGAGAAUGCUUUUGAAGCUGUUGGGGAUGAUUCAAAUGAGGUGUUGGAUUGCUUGGCUGCGGAUAAAGCUAUUGAGGAUUCGAUAUACGCAUUGGACAAGGCUGUAGAACAAGGUGUGGUGAGCUCUAGUGACUACAUUAGGCAAGUAAGAGUUUUGGCUAGAGAGCAGUUUAAAAAUAAUGCUACGCUACUCAAAUUGAGAGGCCCUACAAUGCUCCAUUGCCUCGACGACUCCAAGUUGUUUUAGAUCAGGUGUUUUUCCUUUCGGUAAAAAAGUCAAACACCAUCUCUGCAAAUAGAAAGGGUCUUCAAGAUUUGUAGACAUGUACCACUAAAUUUUAUUGGACAAUGUUUUGUUGGGUCUUUUAAAAUAUGCCAAUGGUUGUUGUGAUAUUGUGACCAAAGCGAAGUCUUUGUUUUUGUUUUUCCAAUAUAUACAAUUUUUUGAUAAAAUUUUCAAUAUAUACAAUUGUAAAUUGUAUUUGUCUUACCUUUAA
This is a messenger RNA of Ziziphus jujuba (common jujube), 1626 nucleotides long. Its product is annotated as protein ELC-like. The record is from RefSeq and is a predicted model, not a curated record. NCBI's taxonomy places the organism in Eukaryota, Viridiplantae, Streptophyta, Magnoliopsida, Rosales, Rhamnaceae. Gene Ontology annotation, molecular function: ubiquitin binding. Gene Ontology annotation, biological process: endosome to lysosome transport; protein transport; protein modification process. Gene Ontology annotation, cellular component: ESCRT I complex. The transcript has a single exon. The coding region runs from base 258 to 1376 and encodes 372 amino acids.